GAUAUAGGAUAUAGGAUAUGCAAUAUGGAAUAUGAUUAUUUAACAUUAGGACUGCCUUACUUCCUGGCGACUAGUUCCAAUCCACAACCCACAGCCCCGUGAAACUGGGACCCAUAUCACCGGCGUAUAGUGUCCGGCCGUUCGACCUCGCAUCCGGUCAACCACGAGCCACGUUAGGCGUGUCUUACACGCGGUUUCUCCUUAGCUCUGGAGUGCCAAGUUAUUGCACACCUGCGCAGCAAUGGAGGCAUCUGUGAAUCGGAAGGAGAAGAGGAAAGAAGCGAAGAAGAAUAAGAGGAAGCAGAGGAGGAAGGAGGUGGCUGAGAAGUUGCGGGCGGAGGAGGAGGCGAGCCUUGCCGAUCCGGAGGAACAGCGCAGGAUUCAACUCGAGGAGGAGGAAGAGAAGCAGCGGCAAGAGAGAGUUAGGAAGGAGUUUGAGGAGAGAGAGAGGCUAUUUCUCGAGGAAUUAGCUCGCAGAAAAGCACUGGAGGAAGAAGAAGAACGGAUAAGAGCUAUUGAAGAAGAAGCAGAAGAAGAGAGGCGGAAACAAAACCAGGCUGACUGUGAAAUCGAAGAAAAUUGUGAUGAAGAAUGGGAAUAUGUAGAAGAUGGCCCUCCUGAAAUUAUAUGGCAAGGGAACGAGAUUAUUGUUAAAAAGAACAGAGUUCGAGUGAAGAAGAAAGCUGGGGAACAUCUGGCAAUCAAAGAGGAUCCCUCUAGGCCAACAUCAAAUCCUUUACCUCCAGAGUCUGAUGAACACAAUAAUACUUCUACAAUUUCAGCACAAGAACUUUUGGAAGAUGUUGCGCAACAAACUCCAAAUUUUGGGACAGAACAAGAUAAAGCUCAUUGUCCUUUCCACAUCAAAACGGGCGCUUGUCGGUUUGGGUCACGUUGCAGCCGGAUUCACUUUUAUCCUGACAAAUCCUGCACCAUACUUAUAAAAAACAUGUACAAUGGACCUGGCCUUGUCUUGGAGCAAGAUGAGGGGCUUGAGGUCUGUUAUGACGUCUUCAUGUGGCUCAAAACCGAACUACUGGUCUGAAACGAUGGAGAUACAGGAUUCUCGCUAUGGUUUGGUUGAAGACAAAAAAGUUCUGUAUCCUACUUGCAGCAUUAUUGAGUGUUUAGAAGUUUCAUAAAUUUGCUUGGUGUAGUUAUUUGUCUACGCUUUAUGAUUUAAGAUUUCCUACUUUCUGUUUUGCACGGCAUAUGCUUAUACAGACACUCUUAACUACUUUUCUAUCCAGUGCACAGAUGAGGAAGUUGAACAUAGUUAUGAAGAAUUUUAUGAGGAUGUGCAUACUGAAUUUUUGAAGUUUGGAGAGAUAGUUAAUUUUAAGGUAUGCAAAAACAGCUCAUCCCAUUUGCGGGGGAAUGUCUACAUACACUAUAAAUCAUUGGAUUCUGCUAUGCUUGCUUAUCGGUCUACAAAUGGGCGUUAUUUUGCUGGAAAACAGGUAGAUGCCUUACUUAUUUAAAGGUAGCCGGAUGCUUUAUCGUGGAUAUAGCUUUUGCUUUACCACUUAUCCACAUACACUAAUCGGAAAAGUCUGCUAGUGUAUUGCUCUCUCUGGCUAACAUCAUGUCUAAUGUAUUGUUCAGUUAUUUCUAUAUUCUGGCAUCGGAAAGGUCAAAUGUCACACAAUGUAGCAUGCUCAUUCACCUCAGUGUUGAUUAGUGGAUGUGUAUGUGUAUGUGUAUUACGAGUGCAAAUGUAGAUUAGC
Messenger RNA from Cuscuta campestris, 1727 nucleotides. NCBI's taxonomy places the organism in Eukaryota, Viridiplantae, Streptophyta, Magnoliopsida, Solanales, Convolvulaceae. The record is from the annotation of a GenBank genome assembly.